This is a messenger RNA of Phycomyces blakesleeanus NRRL 1555(-), 1088 nucleotides long. RefSeq lists its product as hypothetical. The coding region runs from base 33 to 1001 and encodes 322 amino acids. The record is from RefSeq and is a predicted model, not a curated record. Gene Ontology annotation, biological process: carbohydrate metabolic process; pentose-phosphate shunt; pentose-phosphate shunt, non-oxidative branch. The transcript is spliced from 3 exons. Gene Ontology annotation, cellular component: intracellular anatomical structure; cytoplasm. Gene Ontology annotation, molecular function: transaldolase activity. NCBI's taxonomy places the organism in Eukaryota, Fungi, Mucoromycota, Mucoromycetes, Mucorales, Phycomycetaceae.
CUUCUAUUCAAACAUAUUUCACAUAAUCAAUAAUGUCUGUUCUUGAUCAAAUCAAAAAAUUCACCACCAUUGUCGCAGACUCUGGCGAUUUUGAGACCAUUGCUCAGUAUAAGCCCCAGGAUGCCACAACCAACCCCUCUUUGAUUCUUGCUGCCUCCCAAAAGGAGCAAUACGCCAAGUUGGUAGAUGAGGCAAUUGAGUUUGCCAAGGCUAAAGGAGGUUCUGCCCAAGAGGUUCUUGAUUGGGCCACCGACAAGCUUCUGGUCAACUUUGGUACUGAGAUCUUGAAGAUUGUUCCUGGACGUGUCUCUACUGAGGUCGAUGCCCGUCUCUCGUUUGACAAGGAUGCUACUGUUGCCAAAGCCCUUCGUCUUAUCAAGCUUUAUGCUGAUGCAAACGUACACAAAGAUCGCGUUCUGAUCAAGAUUGCCUCCACCUGGGAGGGUAUUCAGGCCGCCAAUAUCCUUGAGAAGGAACACAAGAUCCACUGUAACCUCACUUUGUUGUUUGGAUUCCCUCAGGCAGUUGCCUGCGCUGAGGCUGGUGUCACUCUCAUUUCUCCUUUUGUUGGUCGUAUUAUGGACUGGUACAAGAAGUCAACUGGAAAGACAUAUUCUAGCACCGAGGAUCCUGGUGUGCUGUCGGUGUCAAAAAUCUACAACUAUUACAAGCAAUAUAACUACAACACCAUUGUCAUGGGCGCCUCGUUCCGUAAUACUGGUGAGAUUGAAGAGUUGGCUGGCUGUGAUUUCUUGACAAUCUCUCCUGCCUUGUUGGGUGAGCUCCAGAAAGACAAUAAGACUUUGGAACGUAGAUUGAGUCCUGAGAGUGCAAAGGCUCAGUCACUCCCCAAGGUCUCUUUCUUUAACAACGAAAAGGCUUUCCGUUGGGAGAUGAAUGAGGACGCAAUGGCCACAGAGAAGCUUUCUGAGGGUAUCCGCAACUUUGCUGCUGAUGGUAUCAAGCUCGAGAACGCUUUGAAGAAGAAGCUUAAUUUGUAAACUUUUUUUCCCUUUUUUCCUGUCUAUUUUUCCGUGUCAAUAAAAUGUAGUAUACGUACCCGUAUUUUAUAUGCCUUAUGGGGCCUU